Helianthus annuus (common sunflower) is the source of this 540-nucleotide messenger RNA. Its product is annotated as pollen allergen Sal k 5.0101. The coding region runs from base 1 to 540 and encodes 179 amino acids. The record is from RefSeq and is a predicted model, not a curated record. The transcript has a single exon. Lineage: Eukaryota; Viridiplantae; Streptophyta; Magnoliopsida; Asterales; Asteraceae.
AUGGCGAAUUACGCCGCGGUAUUAGCCCUCUUUUGCACCAUUCUAUCCAUCGUUGGUCCGGCCACUUGUCGCGCCACAACCGCCACCUCACCCAACAACUCAUCCCCCCCUUCCGCCCCCUUAACCGCCUCCGAAUCAUUUGUGAUUAAAGGCAAAGUUUAUUGCGAUCCGUGUCGAAUCCAAUUCCCUACCAAAAUCAGCUACCCCGUCCCCAACACAAAAGUUGUCCUGCGUUGCCGUCAACGCGAAUCAGGAACUGAAACGACGAAGGUCGAGGGAAAGAGUGACGCUAAAGGCAUGUAUAGCAUCACUGCGACGGGUGAUCAUGAGGAGGAGAUUUGUGAUGUGAGGAUUACUGAGAGUCCUGAUAGUAAGUGUCCUGAGGUUAUGGAUGAUGAGAGCAUUGCUCGGGUCUCGUUGACCGAUAAAAAUGGCGUUCGGGGGAAGACUCGAGUGGUGAAUCCGAUUGGGUUUAUGGUUAAAGAGAUUGAUCCGCGCUGCAAAGAGAUUCUUGCGGAGAUUGGUAUUAUGGGUAUUUAA